CGCUUAUUCAAUCCAUCAUCCUCAUCAUCUAUAUAAAUCCGUAUAUCUAUCUAUCAUCGAUCUGUAUCUAUAUAUUACAAUAAAAUCAUAAUGGCGAAUCACCUGUACGGUUAUACCGGAGCUACAAAUCAGUACGUACCUGCAGAUCCUUCAGCGUAUAGGUAUCUCGCUGCAGAUCCUUCAUCAACAACUUCUAAUUUAUAUACUUAUUCAUCUGCUGUUGGAACUGCUUCCUCAUUGUGGCCUGGUCCUCCCGGUGUCGAUGUCGAUGCUAGUACGACUUCCGUCGAGUCGAUUUACGCCGGUUUGAAGCGGCCGGCUUCUGAAGCAUUAUAUCAUCAGUCUCUUCUUGGUACCCAUAAUACAAUUGGGCAAAGUGAAGCUUGGUAUUCUACCAACCCUUUAGUCAAGCGCCCUAAAUUCGCGAGCAGUUUGCCUGUAUACCCGCAGAGGCCUGGAGAAAAGGAUUGUGCCCAUUACAUGCUUACAAGAACUUGUAAGUUUGGAGAUACCUGCAUGUUUGACCAUCCUUUGUGGGUCCCUGAGGGUGGGAUCCCUGAUUGGAAAGAGGUCCCAGUCGGUGUUCCUAUCGAAUCUCUUCCAGAGAGGCCUGGAGCCCAAGAUUGCCCGUACUUUUUGAAGACCCAAACGUGCAAGUUUGGUCCCAGGUGCAGAUUUAAUCACCCAAAAGAUAAGUCUGCCGAAAACAAUGAUGGCUCUUUACCAGAGAGACCAUCUGAGCCCCCAUGUGUGUUCUACAUGAAGACUGGCAUAUGUAAAUUUGGUUCAACCUGCAAAUUCCAUCACCCGAAGGACAUCUCUAUACCAACUGCCGGUGCGGAAAAUGGUCAUGGUGGGCAUGCGACCACUGGCGGGACGAAUGGAAACCUGACACCUUCAGUGCCCCUUUUUACCCCUGCGUUGAUGCAUAACUCAAAGGGCCUACCUAUUAGACUGGGUGAAGCAGACUGCCCAUUCUACCUGAAAACGGGAAGCUGCAAGUAUGGGGCCACUUGUCGCUAUAAUCAUCCAGAGAGAUAUGCAUUCGAUCCGUCUAGUGCCAUUGUAUCCAAUCCGGUUGCUCAAUGGAACUAUGCUUAUGCUACCCCAGCUGCCUCUGUGCUGCAAACUGUUGAUCCACGGAUUGCUCAAACAACGCUUGGUUUGGCUCCAACUCUCUACCCUCAACGACCUGGCCAGUCAGAAUGUGAUCAUUAUAUGAAAACUGGGGAGUGCAUGUUUGGGGAGAGAUGCAAAUUUCAUCACCCCCUUGACAGGACAGCGCCUUUACUGUCAGCACAAGCACAAGAAUCUCAACAGAACAAUGUCAAGCUUACUCUUGCCGGUCUUCCAAGAAGAGAGGGUGCUGUAAAUUGCCCAUACUACAUGAAGACCGGCGCUUGCAAGUAUGGUCCAACAUGCAAGUUUGACCACCCACCCCCUGGAGAGGUCAUGGCUACCACAACACAAGCAACAUCUACAACCGCUGCUGGCGGUGAAGAAGUCAAAGAUGGUCAAUAGGGGAAAGAAACCGAUUAAGCAAGGUAGCUUUGCUUUGGUACUACCCUGUUCUUAAGAACGUUUUGGAGGAAAUUUGGUCUUGGAUGUUUUUAAUUAUAUGUAGCGUCAUUUGUUUGAUAUAAUCAUUUCAUAAUUACUACUGUUGUCUUUUAAGUUAGUAUGAUUUGAUAUACUUCAUCUGUAUUGGUUUCGGUGUAAUCAUAACCGUUGACAUUGAUUACAUGAUGUGCAACAGCAACUCAGCAAGACUAGAGAUAGGGUUUCUUGCAGUGUCUGAAUUCCAUUAAUUACUAUAUAUUCUCCUAUAUUUCACCAUUCUUUUAAC
Erigeron canadensis is the source of this 1846-nucleotide messenger RNA. Its product is annotated as zinc finger CCCH domain-containing protein 37. The record is from RefSeq and is a predicted model, not a curated record. Gene Ontology annotation, molecular function: mRNA binding; metal ion binding. The transcript is spliced from 12 exons. NCBI's taxonomy places the organism in Eukaryota, Viridiplantae, Streptophyta, Magnoliopsida, Asterales, Asteraceae. Bases 91 to 1521 code for a protein of 476 amino acids.